Messenger RNA from Drosophila albomicans, 1205 nucleotides. It is a transcript of the gene Or24a, whose product is annotated as odorant receptor 24a. The coding region runs from base 1 to 1197 and encodes 398 amino acids. Gene Ontology annotation, molecular function: odorant binding; olfactory receptor activity. The record is from RefSeq and is a predicted model, not a curated record. Gene Ontology annotation, cellular component: plasma membrane. NCBI's taxonomy places the organism in Eukaryota, Metazoa, Arthropoda, Insecta, Diptera, Drosophilidae. The transcript has 5 exons. Gene Ontology annotation, biological process: detection of chemical stimulus involved in sensory perception of smell; sensory perception of smell.
AUGUGGCCACGGUUUCUGAGCAGCUCGUAUCCAAUGGAGCGACAUUAUUUUCUGUUGCCCAAGUUUGCGCUCAGCUUGAUUGGCUUCUAUCCGGAACAGAAGCGCACUUGGGCGCUCCGUGCCUGGAGUUUCUUUAACUUCUUCAUACUCACCUACGGCUGUUAUGCCGAAGCGCAUUAUGGUAUUCAUCAGAUACCGAUAAACAUUGCCUUGGCUUUGGAUGCACUUUGUCCGGUGGCUUCGAGCAUUUUGUCCUUGCUCAAGAUGGUGGCAAUUUGGUGGUAUCAGGAUGAGUUCAAGUGGUUGAUCCAAAGGAUUCGUAAGCUCACAGAACAACAGAGAUCAGAGCGUAAAUUGAGCUACAAGCGACGCUUCUAUACGCUGGCCACCAGGUUGACCACGCUGCUGCUCUGCUGUGGCUUCUGCACCAGCACUUCGUACUCGGUGCGGCAUCUGUUGGAUAAUAUGUUGAGGCGGGCGCAUGGCAAGGAUUGGAUUUAUGAGACGCCGUUUAAGAUGAUCUUUCCAGAUGCCUUGUUGCGCCUGCCUUUGUAUCCGCUGAUCUAUAUGCUUGUCCACUGGCAUGGCUACAUUACUGUGGUGUGCUUUGUCGGUGCCGAUGGCUUCUUUUUGGGCUUCUGUUUGUAUCUGACAGUGUUGUUGUACUCACUGCGCGACGAUGUCUGCGAUUUGUUGGCCCUAAAGGAGAAUGCUCCGAUGCCAACUCCCCAGCAGGAGCUGCGCAUUGUGCGUCGCAUGGAGCAGCUGGUGGAUCGUCACAACGAGAUUGCCGAGUUGACGGAGCGCUUGUCGGGCAUCAUGGUCGAGAUUACGCUGGGACACUUUGUCACCUCCAGUCUGAUUAUUGGCACCAGCGUCGUGGACAUGCUGCUGUUCUCGGGCGUGGGCAUCAUUGUAUAUUUGGUCUACACGUGCGCUGUGGGCACUGAAAUCUUUUUAUACUGUCUGGGCGGAACCUACAUUAUGGAAGCGUGUUUGGAGCUAUCGAGAAGCACUUUCAGCAGCCAUUGGCAUGGACACAGCGUGCGUGUGCAGAAGAUGACGCUUCUCAUGAUUGCCAGAGCUCAGCGCGUGCUCAUCAUUAAGAUACCUUUCUUUUCGCCAUCCCUGGAAACACUCACUUCGAUUUUACGCUUUACGGGUUCACUCAUUGCGUUGGCCAAGUCGGUGAUUUAGAAACAGAG